CCCGGUCAUCACGCCUAUUGACCCCAUUGGGUCUUGUCAUCGUGUCGUCCUUCACAAUAUCUCGCAUAUCCUUCUCUUCUUUCUACUCUUCAUUUUCACAGGUCGCAGCUGGUCCUGCUUUUCACCUAAGGGCUACCUCCUCCAAAGGUCCACGCAUCACACUCUCCACUCACUGCAUAGUCUUUCGCACUUACGCCAGCAAGAAGAAGAAAAUGCCCCCCAAGAAGCAAGUUAAGGAGGAGAAAGUCCCUCUGGGCCGUCCUGGAAACAACCUGAAAAGCGGUAUCGUUGGUCUAGCGAACGUCGGUAAAUCGACGCUUUUCCAGGCUAUCACAAAAUGCUCGUUAGGUAACCCUGCAAACUUUCCAUAUGCCACAAUCGACCCUGAAGAGGCUCGUGUCAUUGUUCCCGAUGAACGCUACGACUGGCUCUGUGAGCAUUAUAAACCCAAGUCUCAGGUUCCUGCAAACUUGACAGUAUAUGACAUCGCCGGCCUAACGCGUGGUGCUUCCACCGGUGCUGGUCUCGGCAAUGCCUUUUUGUCACAUAUCCGAGCAGUCGAUGCCAUAUUCCAAGUUGUCCGAUGCUUUGAUGAUGCUGAAAUUAUCCACGUCGAGGGAGAUGUUGACCCCGUACGAGACCUGGAAAUUAUCAGUGAAGAGCUCCGGAUUAAGGAUAUUGAGUUCGUUGAGAAGGCUUUAGAGGCCUUGUCCAAGCAGACGAGAAGAGGUGGACAGAGCUUGGAAAUGAAGAAACUAAAAGAAGAGGAAGCUACUGUCGCUAAGAUCCUACAGUUCCUGAAAGACGGAAAAGAUAUUAGAAAGGGUGACUGGUCUCCCAAAGAGGUCGAGGUCAUCAAUCCUCUCUUCCUCCUGACUGCUAAGCCUGUUGUAUAUCUUAUCAAUCUCAGUGAGAAAGACUAUAUUCGACAAAAGAACAAAUAUAUCCCGAAGGUUGCGGAGUGGAUUAAGAAGAACUCUGAAGGAGAUCCAAUUAUUCCUCUCUCUGUAGCUUUUGAAGAGCGGUUGACUCGCUUUGAAAGUGAUGCCGCCGCCGAGGAAGAAUGCAAGAAGCUCGGCACUAAGUCGGCUUUGCCUAAGAUCAUUGUGACCAUGCGUCAAGCGCUUAACCUAGGUAGCUUUUUCACCACUGGAGCUGAUGAAGUAAGACAAUGGACCAUUCGAAAAGGAACUAAGGCUCCACAGGCCGCUGGUGUUAUCCAUUCAGAUUUCGAAAAGACUUUUAUCCAGUGCAUUGUUUUUAAUUACAAUGUAUUGAAGGAGCAUGGUGACGAAGCAGCUGUCAAGGCUGCCGGCAAGGUGCUGACAAAGGGUAAAGAUUAUGUCGUCGAAGAUGGGGAUAUCAUCUUGAUCAAGGCCGGGGCCGCCAAGGGUUAGAUUGGAAACCUAUUUCCGAUAUAGAGUACAAACCCUUUUUUGAGUUAAUACGAAAAUUCGGCAUUUCGAAUUAGAAAUUAAUACGAUCCAUGAUAAACGAAUAGGAUUUGAUAGCGUC
Molecule: messenger RNA, 1515 nt
Organism: Coccidioides posadasii C735 delta SOWgp
Lineage: Eukaryota; Fungi; Ascomycota; Eurotiomycetes; Onygenales; Onygenaceae
Cellular component (GO): cytoplasm
Molecular function (GO): ATP binding; GTP binding; ATP hydrolysis activity
Source: RefSeq, a predicted model, not a curated record